Molecule: messenger RNA, 252 nt
Organism: Oikopleura dioica
Lineage: Eukaryota; Metazoa; Chordata; Appendicularia; Copelata; Oikopleuridae
Source: the annotation of a GenBank genome assembly
AUGCGUUCCCAGCUGAUUCAGGUCUUGAAACAAACCGUGAAGACGUCACAGAAAUUCAACGAUUACAAUUUCCGAAGCUACUUCGUGAGAAAAUACUCGGCUGAGCUUGCUGCGGUAGAGAGUAACGAGGGGAUGACGGUUAGCCAGGAACUUUUGGAGCAGGCGCAGAGAGACCUAGCCCUGAUUGAGCGACAAACCGUCGUCCAGGGACUUUACAAUAUUGAACCGACAGUUGUUGAAGUCCAAAAAUAA